Molecule: messenger RNA, 2313 nt
Organism: Caenorhabditis elegans
Lineage: Eukaryota; Metazoa; Nematoda; Chromadorea; Rhabditida; Rhabditidae
Gene: rars-1
Product: putative arginine--tRNA ligase, cytoplasmic
Exons: 10
Coding region: 11-2152 (713 amino acids)
Biological process (GO): arginyl-tRNA aminoacylation; translation; tRNA aminoacylation for protein translation
Cellular component (GO): cytosol; cytoplasm
Molecular function (GO): arginine-tRNA ligase activity; aminoacyl-tRNA ligase activity; nucleotide binding
Source: RefSeq, marked reviewed
GGUUUACAAAAUGUCAGCCAAUAAAGAGCUGCAACAAGGAUACUCUGACUACUCAGCAGCGUCCGACCAAGCUGCGCUUCUGAAUCGUCUCAUAACUGCCAUGCAAAAGGGAGAGCUUACUGACGAACUUUUGGAACAUAUUCCGGAACUCGGCGAUGCCAAGAAAUUGAACGAUAAGCUCAAAUACCGGAAGUCGAUUCUCGAGAAGAGCAUUGCCGAACAGGCAGCCAAGAACAAGAAAAAUGGUGUGAAAGCAACAUCAACUAGUUCUCCAUCUUCUUCUACCUCUGCUCCAGCCGAGAAGAAGGCCAAAAAAGACGGCAAAACAGGCGGUGCUCCACCAAAACAAGCUAAAAAAGUCGACUAUGUGACAGUUGAGGAUUACGGUAGCAGUAUUUUCGGACGCCUUCAAUCACUUUUUAAGAAAGCGAUUGAAGAUGCAUUCCCUGGACUUGAUGUUCCCCUGCUCCUCGCUGAAACUCCAAACCCGCAAUUCGGAGACUACCAGUGUAAUUCUGCGAUGCCUAUCGCGGCUAAGCUCAAAGCCAACAAGAUCAAUAAAAGACCUGGAGAUGUCGCAAAGGAGAUUCAAGCAAAACUGCCCACUAAAAUUGAUUUCGUUGAAAAGAUUGAUGUAAUGCCAGCUGGAUUUAUCAAUAUUUUCCUGAACACCGAUUACCUACGUCGUCAAAUUUCCCUUCUAGCAUCAGAAGGAGUGAAACUUCCAAAGCUUACCAGGAAACGGGUUCUCGUUGACUUCUCCUCUCCAAAUAUUGCCAAAGAAAUGCACGUAGGACACUUGAGGUCUACGAUCAUCGGAGAUUCGAUUUGUCGUCUUUUCGAAGCUGUUGGAUUUGAUGUUCUUCGAGUGAAUCAUAUUGGUGAUUGGGGAACACAAUUCGGAAUGCUCAUCGCACAUCUCUACGAUCGAUUCCCAGAUUUUUUGAAGAAGCUUCCCGAUAUUUCGGAUCUUCAAGCUUUCUACAAAGAGUCAAAGAAGCGAUUCGAUGAGGAUGAACAAUUCAAGAAACGCGCAUACGAGUAUGUUGUGAAGCUGCAAAGUCAUGAUGGAGAUAUUGUGAAAGCAUGGAAUACCAUUUGCGAUGUUUCUAAAAAAUAUAACCAAAUUGUCUACAAUUAUUUGGACAUCAAAAUCAAGGAUGUUGGAGAAUCAUUCUAUCAGGACAAAAUGAUUGAACUUGUCAAAUGGGUUAAGACAAACAAACCAGACAUGCUCCGGGAAGAAGAUGGUCGCCAGAUUAUGUUCCCAACAGGAUGUGAUAUUCCUUUGACUGUUGUCAAAUCUGACGGUGGAUUCACAUAUGAUACUUCUGAUUUGGCUGCUCUCAAGUACAGAAUGCUCGAAGAGAAGUGUGAUUGGAAUAUCUACGUUGUUGAUUCUGGACAAAGUCUUCAUUUGGAAACUGUCUAUGCUGCCGGAAGAGAUUUUGGAUGGUACGAUGAGUCUAUUCAACGUGUGGAGCACGUUGCUUUCGGUCUUGUGCUCGGAGACGAUAAGAAAAAGUUCAAAACGAGAAGUGGUGAAACUGUACGCUUGUUGGAUUUAUUGUCGGAAGGAGUAAAACGAGCAACUGAAAAAUUGAUCGAAAAGGGAAGAGAAACAGCUAUGAGUGAAGAACAAUUAGUUGCUGCUCGCGAUGCUGUAGCUUUCGGAUGCGUGAAAUAUGCUGAUUUAUCUCAUACUCGUACACAGGAUUACGUUUUCUCCUUCGACCGAAUGCUUGAAGAUCGAGGCAACACUGCGGUUUACUUGCUUUAUGCAUACACUCGAAUUCAAUCAAUUUUCGAAAAAGACGAAGUUAAAAAUGUUGAUUUGGUCAAAUACAUUGCGAGUACACCAACACUCCCAUUGGAUCAUCCAGGAGAGUUUAAACUCGCCAAACAAUUGUUGAAGCUCUCGGAUUGUGUUCUUCUUGUUUUGGACAGUCUUAUGCUUCAUCAAAUGUGCGACUACGUAUAUCAGUUGGCCACUCUGUUCCACGACUUCUACAACGAGUGUUACGUUAUUGAAAAUAAGGAAGGAGAAAAACCAUUUGUCCAUAUGCAUCGUCUCGCUUUGUGUGAUGUUACCCGAAAAGUCAUGUCAACAUGCUUCAAGAUUCUCGGACUUCGCGAAGUCAACAAGAUGUGAGCACCGGUGUUUUCUUCUAUCAUCCCCGUUUGUUGUUGUUUCUUAAUUAUUUGUUCAUUUUUUGCAACGGCUCGUAUUUAUCUAUUCAGAACGUUUUCCACUGUGGGAUCCUAUUAUCACCAAUAAACUCGAAUUUUUAUAUUCAAUAAAAAGCAUCAGUU